CUCCUCCAACAGCACCACCCGCAAGCACAUCCCCUACCCCUGCAAGACAGCCGUUUGUGAAAUCAUGAACAGCAAGGUCUUUGAGGAAUGCCAUAAAGCGGUUUCUCCUGAUGCCUUCGUUCAGGCCUGUAGAUCAGAUGUCUGCUACAAUGCUAAUUCUAGCUGCUCUAGUCUGGAGGCGUAUGCAUCUGAAUGUGCAAAUAAAGGGAUCUGCAUUGAAUGGAGGAAGUUCUCCCAUGGAGAAUGUGAGCAUACAUGCCCAGCCACUAAGGUGUACAUGCCAUGUGGUCCAGCAGUUGAACCAACAUGUAAUACCAGAUAUAAUGAGAAGUAUUUGAACAACCAAACUCAAAUGAUCAAUAAGACGAAGGAGGGUUGCUUCUGUCCAUCUAAAACCGUCUUGUUCAGCACCUACUCUGAUACUUGUGUGGUCUCCUGUGGCUGCACCGGACCUGAUGGCAACCCCCAAAUGCCUGGUGAUACAUGGGAGAGUGGUUGCCAGCAAUGCACAUGUGACAUGGACUCCAUGAUUGUCCAGUGUCAGCCUAUCACCUGCCCCACACCAGCCACACCCAUCUGCAAUGAGACUGGUUACAGACUGGUGAACAAGACAGAAGGCUGCUGCCAGAAAUAUACAUGUGAGUGUGAUGCACUGCUUUGCCCCAAAGUCAUGAUGGACUGCCAGCCAGGGUGGGAGGCAAUUAUAAGCACAUCCAACUCAAGCUGCUGUCCAGAUUAUACCUGUGUUCCUAAGGGUGUAUGUGUCUACAAUAACAUUGAGUACCAGCCUGGUGCUGAAGUUCCCAAAGGAACAUGUGAGAAUUGUAUCUGCAGCUCGACCAUGGAUCCUAGCACCAAGCUCAACAACAUUGUGUGCACAAAUAUCUCCUGCGACACUACAUGUUCACAGGGCUUCCAGUAUCAGGCCAUACCUGGUCAGUGUUGUGGGAAAUGUGUACAGACAAGCUGUGUGGUUAAUAUGCCAGAUAAGACCAAACACACUAUGCAGGUGAACGAAACAUGGUCACCACCUGGUGACAAAUGUGUGAUGUACACGUGUGACAAAAGUGAUGACCAAUAUAUACCAGUAGAGGUGAAGACUGUGUGCCCUGAUUUCAGCCCAGAGAUCUGUGUCCCAGACACAGAAAAGACAGAUGCAAAUGGAUGCUGCAAGACUUGCACAGAACGCAGGAAUGUCUGUGAGAUGAAGUACACCACCACUAGCAUUGUCAUCAGUGGCUGUGUGACCGCUGAGCCUGUGGAGAUCAAUUCCUGCUCAGGAAACUGUGGAACCUCUUCCAUGUACUCAGCAGAGGCGAACACCAUGAUGCACUACUGCUCCUGCUGCCAAGAGGCGACCACUAGCCAGAAAGAGGUGGAGCUGCUCUGCCCUGAUGGGUCAAAGGUCAAGCACUCCUACAUCCACGUUGAGUCGUGCGGAUGUCAUGUCACAGACUGUAAUGCAAAAACGACCGCCGCCCCGGGGACGACGAGAAAGCGCAGAAUGAGGCGCUAAACGUCUAGGGAGACAACAUGCACACUGAUAUAGGAAUUAUCCUCAUGACAUUGAAUGUUUUACUCUAAAUUUGUUUUCUUGUAACAUUUAACUUAAAUCUGUCAUGUCACUGUAUUUCCACAAUUGGCAACACUUACUAUUAUGUUCUUAUACUUUCAUUGUAGAAUGAAUGUAUUUUCUAUGAUAAAUGUAGUGGGUAAUCUCUUUUCUCAUUUGUAGUGAUUAAUAAACAACAGCAACAUCA
Oncorhynchus tshawytscha (Chinook salmon) is the source of this 1760-nucleotide messenger RNA. RefSeq names its product intestinal mucin-like protein. NCBI's taxonomy places the organism in Eukaryota, Metazoa, Chordata, Actinopteri, Salmoniformes, Salmonidae. Gene Ontology annotation, cellular component: extracellular matrix. The transcript is spliced from 14 exons. Gene Ontology annotation, molecular function: protein binding. The record is from RefSeq and is a predicted model, not a curated record. Bases 65 to 1516 code for a protein of 483 amino acids.